AUCUUCUUUGAUUUACAGAUUUAUAUAAAGUAGAUAGGUAGAGGCAUAAAGUAGUUUGCAGCAACAGCAUUGUAUAAACCAUGUCAAACAAUGACAUCCAACCUCCCCCUCCACCCCCUCCAAUGAUGGGAUCAUUGCCUCAUGGACCACCUAUGAUGGGAGGCUCAUCAGGACCCCCACCCCCUCCGGGGCCCACAAAUAUGAUGGGUCACAAUGUGCCACUUCCGAUGAAUAUGGGUCCAAUGAUGCAAGGUGGACCAGAUAAUAUUGGCUUCAAUGACAGAAUGAACAGAAGACCCCAUCCGAAUGAUGGUGAAGAUAUGCGAGGAGGUCCUGGAGGAUUUGAUAGACCUCCUUUCCCUGAUCGCUUCAAUAACAUGCCACCUCGUGAUAGGUUUGACGGGCCAUCUGGACCUCCUGGUAAUUUUGAUGGCCCACCUGGGCCCCCGAAUCGCUUUGAUGGUCCCCCAGGAAGUUUUGAUGGCCCGCCACCGAGACAUUUUGAUGGUCCACCUGGUGGUUUUGAUGGCCCACCUGGUGGUUUUGAUGGCCCACCUGGAGGUUUUGACGGGCCUCCUGGUAGCUUUGAUGGACCCCCUGGGUCAGGUCCAUCAGGCCCUGGUGGAUUUGAUGGGCCACCUGGCGGGUUCGAGGGACCUUCGGGACCUAGUGGAUUUGACAAUCAUGAUGAGUAUAGAGGAGAACCAGAGAUGUAUGAUGAACGUGCUCCUCGACGUGGUUCUCCCCAACCUCUUAUGGGACGUCGUGUGGAACCAACUAAGGAUUUCGAAAGAAGGUUGAAAGAAGAUGAAAAAUCAGGCAAAAAAGGAAGAGAUUUCAGGUUGCCAGCUGCACUGGAAAAAAUGCUUGCCUACAAAGAUGAAAGAGCAAAAGAGGUUGGAGUUUCGAAUGAAGAAGUCAAAAAGGCAAUGGAAGGAAAAUUGGAACUCGAAAAAGCUACAGAACCAGCAAAUGAAACAACAAUGUCUGAACAAAAAAGGCGACUCGAGGAAAUUAAAGCAGAAAUUACGAAGCAGUAUGUUGAAGAUACCAAACCCGGUGAUCUUCCACUUACUAAAUCAGAAGUUGCUGAACAAGCUCGUAAAGCUCUAAAAAACAGAAAGAAAAAAGAAAAGAAGAAGAGAAGAAAUGUACAAAAGAAGAAAGAAAAAGAAGAGAAGGAGAUAACAAAAGAUGCUCAACCUCCCGCAGAGAAAGGAGAGAUUGAUGCAGUGAAACAAGAAAAAGAUGUUGAAAUUGAAUAUGUUGCUGAUACUCCAAGUUUUAAUGAUCCGUAUUUGUACGAGUUCAAGAAAGUGUUUGAAGCAUUUAAAAUAGCUGAAGAGAUUGAAAAGGUGACUGCAGAUUCCACUACAGAUGGUAAAGAUGCAAAAAGCAAGUUAAAACAACCUAAACCUAUAAAAGAAGAAAGUAGUGAUGAUGAAGCUGAAGAUGAUAAACCCAAAGUGUCAAAAAGACAACUUCGUAGAAUGAACAGAUUAUCAGUUGCCGAAUUAAAACAACUUGUAUCAAGGCCUGAUGUGGUGGAAAUGCAUGAUGUAACUGCUCAAGAUCCAAGGUUACUAGUUCACUUGAAAGCAACAAGAAAUUCUGUCCCCGUGCCUCGGCAUUGGUGCUUUAAACGGAAAUAUUUGCAAGGAAAACGUGGUAUUGAAAAACCACCUUUUGAUCUGCCAGACUUUAUCAAAAGCACAGGAAUCAUGGAAAUGAGACAAGCUCUACAGGAAAAGGAAGAUCAACGAACGAUGAAAUCAAAAAUGAGGGAAAAAGUUCGACCUAAGAUGGGAAAAAUAGACAUUGAUUAUCAGAAACUUCACGAUGCUUUUUUCAGAUAUCAAACGAAACCUAGAAUGACAAUACACGGUGAUCUUUAUUAUGAAAAUAAAGAGUUUGAAACAAGGUUAAAAGAAAAGAAACCUGGUAUAUUAUCAGAUGAACUCAGAACAGCACUGGGAAUGCCAAUAGGACAUAAUAAAGAAAAGAUUCCUCCACCUUGGUUGAUUGCAAUGCAACGUUAUGGUCCACCUCCUUCAUAUCCUAACCUCAAGGUUGCAGGUUUAAAUGCACCAAUUCCAGAAAGUUGCUCUUUUGGUUAUCAUGUCGGAGGAUGGGGUAAACCGCCUGUAGAUGAAAUGGGAAAACCGUUGUAUGGAGAUGUAUUUGGUGUACAAGUUGGCGAAUAUGAUGACCUUGGUGAUAAUGAUGAAGUUGAUAAAACGCCUUGGGGUGAAUUGGAAAGUGAGAGUGAGGAGGAAUCAUCCUCGGAGGAAGAGGAAGAAGACCAACAACAACCUGAUGCAACUGGGUUCAUUACCCCGGCAGAAAGUGGUAUGGUUACACCAAGCGGUAUAUCAUCUGUGCCAACGGGAAUGGAAACACCAGAUAUGAUUGAAUUGAGAAAGAAAAAGAUUGAAGAUGCAAUGGAAGGUGGUGAAACGCCAGAACUUUAUACUGUAUUACCUGAAAAAUCAGCUGGAAUGGUUGGAAGAUCAAUGAUGGCUUCCAGUCAUGUUUAUGAUAUUGCUGGUGCAAAACGUGCGCAAGGUACAGGUGCUUCUGAUCAAGCUGGUGUUGAAGUUGCAUUGAAUCCUGAGGAACUUGAGUUGGAUACUGCUGCUAUGGCUGCAAAAUAUGAGGAAAGGGUUCGUGAACAACAAGCUCAAGUUGAAAAAGAAGAUUUUAGUGACAUGGUAGCGGAACAUGCAGCUAAACAAAAGAAAAAGAGGAAAGCACAAACGCAAGAACCAGGAAGGGCAACAAAGAAAUACAAGGAGUUCAAGUUUUAAUAUCACAAUCAUUCUUUCGACAUUAUGGGUAUUGUCUACUUUAAAGGCACUUUCGUGAAUGUUGAGUUCAUCGAUAUAGGAGUUUAAAUAGGACCAAAGCGAUAAAAUGCUGAAGAUUAGAAACUGCCACACUGCUCGAUCUGAUACAUUGUUGUAUAUAUUUAUGUCUAUCAUGCUUUUGAUAAGAAUAAAUGUGAAAAAUCAACAUGG
Styela clava is the source of this 3017-nucleotide messenger RNA. Its product is annotated as splicing factor 3B subunit 2-like. NCBI's taxonomy places the organism in Eukaryota, Metazoa, Chordata, Ascidiacea, Stolidobranchia, Styelidae. Gene Ontology annotation, cellular component: nucleus; U12-type spliceosomal complex. The record is from RefSeq and is a predicted model, not a curated record.